ACAGUUCAUGCUUUGCUGUCACAGCGAAGGUUUGUGUUUGUAUACUUGUCCGAGGCAAUUAUUUUUAUUGUGCCUUACAAAAACAAGUUUAAUUAAUUAUUCAUAAUUCCAUAUAGUUAGAAUAUAAUGUGAAGAGACAUAAUUCAAGUUAUUUUAUAAUCUGUUGUGAAAAUGGAGACCACACCGUUGCUGACGAGACCUAAAAAGAAAUCCUUAUGGUCAAGGUUACAAUUUUGGAGGUUCCGUAAGAAGAAGUUGAGUUCGAGAGCUAUUUAUUUGGGGCAGCUGCCUGAUGAAGAAUUUCCGCCGAACUAUGUGUGCAAUCAGAAAUACAACAUCCUCACAUUCCUACCUCUGGUGCUGUUCGAGCAGUUCCGUUUCUUCCUCAACCUGUACUUCUUGGUGAUGGCCGUCAGUCAGUUCAUACCUAGCAUCCGAAUUGGCUAUCUUUAUACAUACUGGGGGCCUCUAUGCUUCGUCUUAGCCGUCACACUCUUCAGGGAAGCUGUUGAUGAUUUCCGAAGAUACCGACGAGACAGAGAAGUAAACAGACAGCGCUACGAACGAAUAGUUCUAGACAACUCCGCUUCAGAUUACCGGCCCUUCAUCACGGAACAAGUGGCGUCCUCUGAACUUCGAGUGGGAGACAUAGUGAUGCUCCACAAAGGACAGAGGGUGCCUGCCGACAUGAUCCUGCUGAGGACUAACGAAACUAUGGGCACUGUGUUCAUAAGAACUGAUCAAUUGGACGGAGAGAUCGAUUGGAAGUUGAGAAUACCACUACGUUCAACACAAAAACUGCCAACAGACGCUCAUCUACUCGACAUUAACGCUCAGAUCUUCGUUGAGAAACCAGAGAAAGACAUCCAUUCCUUCAUCGGAACCUGCACGAGGCUGGAUGAAGGAGAAACCGAUUCUUUACACAUUGAGAACACUCUGUGGAGUGGCUGUGUCGUCGCCUCUGGACAGGCUACUGGUCUUGUCAUUUAUACUGGUAGUGAAACUCGCAGUGUAAUGAACAACGCUACCCCACGGUCCAAGGUUGGUCGUUUAGACCUGCAGGUGAACGACCUUACAAAGCUCCUGUUCGUGGCUACUAUAGUCAUAUCAAUGCUGCUCAUCAUUCUCAAGGGAUUCGCUGGACCCUGGUACGGGUUCCUCUUCAGAUUCGUUCUGCUUUUCUCCUAUAUUAUACCUAUUAGCUUAAGAGUAAACCUGGACAUGGGCAAAGCGUUCUACUCCUGGACGAUACAACGAGACAAGAAGAUAGAAGGCACCGUAAUGAGAUCCACCACCAUACCUGAAGAACUAGGCAGGAUCCAAUACGUGUUGGCUGACAAAACAGGGACCCUCACCAAGAAUGAAAUGGUCUUCCAGAAACUACAUUUGGGCAAUGCGCUCUUUGAUAAGAAUAACUUUUAUGAGGUGGAAGCCCUCCUAACACAGUACGUGACAAACGACGCCCCCUCCCUCCCCACGUCCCCCACGACGUCCAUAAUAGGGGACGGACUGGCCGCGUCCCCCAAGCAGGUGUGGGAGACUGUGCUCGCUAUAGCGUUGUGCCAUAACGUCACGCCCGUCUACGAUGUGCCUAGUGAUACGCAGGCUGAUGAGGCUCAAUCAGACAUGGGCAGCUCUGUGAUGUCGGAGAGUUGUGGGGGCGCGGUCCCCCAACAACAGCUGUGCGACUACCAGGCUUCCAGCCCCGACGAGGUGGCGCUGGUCAAGUGGACUGAUAUGAUGGGUGUGUCUUUAUACCGUCGCGACAUACACAAUAUCUCCUUGAAACUGCGCGCCGCUAAUGAGAUCAUUCAGUACACAAUUCUGCAGAUCUUCCCUUUCACCAGCGAGAGCAAGAUGAUGGGCAUCAUUGUGCAGGAAGAAAACACGGGCGAAAUAACAUACUACGUGAAGGGUGCAGACGUAGCAUUAUCCAAGUUGCUGGACUCGCAGUGGCUGAGCUCCGAGUGCAAGAAGUUGGCCGCCGACGGACUCCGGACCCUCGUCAUGGCGAAACGGACUCUUACCAAGGAGGAGUACCUGCAGUUUGAGAGCGAGUACAAAGAGGCUCGUUUGAACGCGAACCGCAGCGAGCACACGUCAUCGGUACUGGGCAAGAUACAACGAGGCAUGACGCUACUCGCCCUCACUGGCGUGGAGGACAGACUGGCUGACGACGUGCCCAGGACGCUCGCCAUGCUCAGAGCUGCUGGGAUCAAGAUCUGGAUGUUAACAGGCGACAAGUUAGAGACAGCGCUGUGUAUCGCUCGCUCCCUACAACUGGGGGGAGGGGUGACGUGGCACUCCGCACGCACCUGUAGGGGGAGGGGGGACGCACACGCGUUGUUACAGGCGCUACGGGCCGCGGGAGAUACUGUGGACCUUAUUAUUGAAGGAGAGACGCUUGAGGUAUGUCUACAAUCGUACGAAGAGGAAUUCGUGGAAGUGCUAUGUGGUUGCGGGGGAGUGGUGGUGGCGCGAUGUUCCCCCACGCAGAAGGCGCGGGUGGCGCGCCUACUGCGGGCGCGGCGACACGUCGUGGCCGCCGUGGGGGACGGGGGGAACGACGUCGCCAUGAUACAGGAGGCCGAUAUCGGAGUGGGUAUAGAGGGCGCAGAGGGUCGCGCGGCGUCGCUGGCGGGCGACGUGAGUAUCCGGCAGUUCUCGUGCCUGGCGCGGCUGUUACUAGUGCACGGCCGGCGCUCCGCCAUGCGCUCCGCCGCACUCUCGCUCUUCAUCGUGCACCGGGGGCUCAUUGUGUCCACUAUGCAGGCGGUAUUCUCAGUCGUGUUCUACUUCUCCUCUGUGUCUCUAUACCCUGGAUUCCUAAUGGUUGGCUACGGAACGGUCUUCACUAUGCUUCCUGUGUUUUCGUUGGUACUUGACAAAGACAUACCGAGUAUAACGGCGCUUAGAUACCCGCAACUGUACAAGCAACUCUCCAAAGGACGGCAGCUGUCUUACAAGUCCUUCUACAUAUGGACUGGCAUAUCUAUUUAUCAAGGAGGAGUAAUAAUGUACGGCGCUCUAGUAUUAUUCGAGGACCAAUUGAUCCAUAUAGUGGAGAUCAGCUACACGGCGCUGAUCCUGACUGAGCUGAUCAUGGUGGCGCUGACCGUGGUCACGUGGCACUGGCUCAUGGUGGGGGCUGAGCUGGUCAGUCUGCUCAUGUAUAUUGCCACGCUGCUUAUAUUUACUACGUAUUUCGACGGCGACUUCAUUCGGCACUGGGAGUUCUGGUGGAAAGUAAUUGUAAUAACCCUAGUGUCCUGCCUACCCCUCUACAUAGUCAAACACAUGCAUAGAAAGUGGAGCGACCGCCAGUACAAAAACAUAAGAAAAUGAUCUUUAUUAGUAAGUAGUCUAGGUUCAUAUUACAAUGUGAUUCACGUUUAUCAUAAGGUCUUGUUGCACAUAUGGUAAUUAUUUAUAAUGUUAGGUUUUUUGGUUAGACCGUGUGGGUAGAAAAGUAAAAGUGACGUCAUACGAUGUUUUAAAUCAAUGUGUCUAAAUCUUACGUUUUUAUUUUUAUUACUAAACGGUUUUGUUUAGCUUGCCCCAUUUGUUUAAAUUUAGUAAUAUCUUUUUUUUUGAUACAAUAUUGUGGCGACAUAAUGUGUCGUCGGCGUCAUGUCAUGAUAAGUGACAGAUGACAGCCGUCGCACAUAAAUGAUCGAUAAACAAUCCUAUUUAUAAAGUUUACAUGCAAAUAAACAUGGAUAAAAAAUCCCAACGAACAACAGUUGGACAUAAAACCCGCCAGACACGACCACUUGAGGUUGAGGAUCCUCCUUUUUUUAGGGAACUUUGCUCUGUUUUUUAAAACACUCUGAAUUUUGGUGACCAUAAAAUAUAAUCAAAUUCCAUGAUUAUUUAACUAACUAUAUUGGUGAAAGACAACUUAAUAAAACUGUGUAAUAUAAAAAAAAAAA
Messenger RNA from Spodoptera frugiperda (fall armyworm), 3932 nucleotides. Its product is annotated as probable phospholipid-transporting ATPase IIB. Gene Ontology annotation, cellular component: plasma membrane; trans-Golgi network; endosome. NCBI's taxonomy places the organism in Eukaryota, Metazoa, Arthropoda, Insecta, Lepidoptera, Noctuidae. The transcript is spliced from 19 exons. Bases 172 to 3345 code for a protein of 1057 amino acids. Gene Ontology annotation, biological process: retrograde vesicle-mediated transport, Golgi to endoplasmic reticulum; endocytosis; phospholipid translocation. Gene Ontology annotation, molecular function: magnesium ion binding; ATP hydrolysis activity; ATPase-coupled intramembrane lipid carrier activity. The record is from RefSeq and is a predicted model, not a curated record.